UUUUUCAACCCCCAACAAACAAAAUCCUCUGUUUUUGAUCUCUCUGUUUCUCUUCCAUGGUCAUGGCGGCCGCCGAAGGAGAGGGGAUUAAGCUAUUUGGGAAGACGAUUACUUUGCAUGCAAGGCAAGUAAAGGAAGAAAAGAACAAGGCAGAGCAGACGGCGGAGAAGCGGCCCGACAAGAUCAUACCUUGUCCUAGAUGCAAGAGCAUGGAAACUAAGUUUUGUUACUUCAAUAACUACAACGUUAACCAGCCUAGGCAUUUCUGCAAGGGCUGCCAGAGGUACUGGACGGCUGGUGGGGCCCUACGGAAUGUUCCAGUGGGGGCUGGCCGUCGGAAAACCAAACCACCUGGCCGCAACCUUGGUACGUUCCCUGAAGGGUGCUUGUAUGAUGAGUCCGGUGGGGUGCACCAGUUUGAGUUGGAUGGGGUGGUUCUGGAGGACUGGCAACUGGCCACGGCGGCCUACGGUGGGUUCCGUUAAACUUUUCCUGGAAAGCGGCGGAGGAGCAGCUCAGGUGGAGAACCUUUUUGAUCUUCAUUUCUUGAUCAUCUCUUGUUUGAAAUCAUUUGAAAAAAUUAUUAGAGAAACUAUGAUUAUACAGACUAAUUAGUGGUGUAUGUCUACAAUACAGGCUGGUCCUCAUUACUUAAAUCUUUUAAAUUCCUAUAUUAAUUAUCCUUAAGUAAAUAGAAUUCUGCAUG
Rubroshorea leprosula is the source of this 706-nucleotide messenger RNA. NCBI's taxonomy places the organism in Eukaryota, Viridiplantae, Streptophyta, Magnoliopsida, Malvales, Dipterocarpaceae. The record is from the annotation of a GenBank genome assembly.